GCCCUCUAGCGACAGCGGCGGUGGAUAUCACGUCCCUCUGACGUCAUCGCGUAACGUGCGUCCGCACAAUGUGUACGGAAGUGCCAUCAUAACACUUCCAGCUUCCCCUGCUUGUGCUCUCACACUUCUCUUUGGGAUUUAUCCGCUUUUAUUAUCGUUUUUUCUCUCACGGCAUGGCUCUAUAAUGACUUCCCUUCGUGUAAACCAGCAGAUAAGUUUAAAACUAAAGAUUUCCAGCGAAGAGCAAGAUGAGUUCACAGGAUGUGCUGAAGAGUGCGACCACCUUGGCUUCGUAUAAUGUGCUGCUACAGGUGAUGUUUCGUGUCCUCACCUUCUUGUUAAACGCCUUCACGCUGCGCUUUGUGUCCAAAGAGCUGAUUGGGGUCGUCAAUGUCAGGCUUACACUCCUCUACACCACAUUAGUGUUUCUAUCCAGAGAGGCUUUCCGGAGAGCCUGCCUGAGUGGAGGAUCCGGCACAAACCACAGCUGGAGACAAGUUAUCAACCUGCUGUGGCUGACGUUGCCUCUCGGUGUGUUAUGGGCAGCCCUGCUGGUCUGUGUGUGGCUGUGGCUCCUGGAAAUCCCCGAUCCGCAGACGGUCCCUUACUACGGCCCUGCUGUGGUGUUGUUCGCCUUGUCGGGAGUGCAGGAGCUCCUGGCCGAGCCCUUCUGGGUCCUGGCUCAGGCUCACAUGUUUGUCCGACUGAAGGUGGUGGCCGAGAGCUUAGCGAUGAUCGCUAAGUGCAGUAUAACUGUGGUGCUGGUGGUGUUUGCCCGGGAAUGGGGCCUUUACAUCUUCUGUGCUGCUCAUUUGGUGUACACAGGAUUCCUGGUGCUCUGCUAUGCUGUGUACUUCAUUCGUUUCUUGGGCUCUAAAGAAGCAGCCCGGAAGAGUUUCCCUCUGCACAGUGUUGGAGAUUUCUUUCCCCGUAGAGCUAAAGGAGAGCCCCUGGUUGACUGGACUCUGGCCCGGCUCACGUGGAGCUUCUUCAAGCAGUCCUUCCUCAAACAGAUCCUGACAGAAGGCGAGCGUUACGUCAUGACCUUCUUGAACGUCCUCAGCUUUGGAGACCAGGGAGUUUACGACAUUGUCAACAAUCUGGGCUCCAUGGUGGCUCGCUUCAUCUUCUUGCCCAUCGAGGAGAGCUUCUACAUCUUCUUUGCCAAAGUGCUGGAGCGAGGACGCGAUGUUAAAAGUCAGAAACAGGAUGAUGUUGCCAUUGCGGCAGAGGUUCUGGAGUGUCUGCUGAAACUGGUGCUGGUGGUUGGUCUGAUUAUCACAGUGUUUGGCUACGCCUACUCUCACUUGGCUCUGGACAUUUAUGGUGGAUCUCUACUGAGCAGCGGGGCCGGGCCCUCUUUGCUGCGAUGCUACAGCUGCUAUGUUCUCCUGCUUGCUGUAAACGGUGUAACAGAGUGUUUUGUAUUUGCUGCCAUGAGCCAAGAAGAGGUUGACAAGUAUAACUUGGUGAUGCUGGCUCUGUCUCUGUCUUUUCUGAUCCUGUCCUACAUGUUGACAUGGUGGUCCGGUGCUGUAGGCUUCAUACUGGCAAACUGCCUUAACAUGGGCCUGCGUAUCUUGCACAGCUUGCUUUACAUACAACAUUACUUCCAGCACAGUCAAUGGAAACCUCUGCGAGGCCUGUUGCCCUCCCCGCUUCUACUGUUGGCACUCGCUGUCAGUGGCGUUGUCACAGCGCUGUCUGAAGGUUUGUUCUGCUGUGACGAUGGCUGGUUGCUGAGGCUGGUCCACAUCGGUGUAGGAGCGGCGUGUCUACUCGUUGUACUUGUAGCUGUUGUUCUCACAGAGACUCAGCUUAUUCACUUUGUGAGGACUCAGCUGUUACCCCGAUACACGAAGAAACACACUUAAAUUGGACUGGAGGUGUGUGUACUGGACUGGAAGGAAAACAGGAGACAGUUACUGACGAACAACUGUGUGGGAACAACUUUUUAAAGAGGACCUUACGUGUGUGUGUGUGUAUGAGUGUGUGUAUGAGUGUGUGUAUGAUGUCUGUUUUGGGAUUUGAUGUGGGUGAUAAAAAAUUUUUAUUUUAAGACAGUUGAAUUAGUUUCAGGAACAGACCGUCCUACACAGUAAAACAAGGCAACAAGAUUCAUAUUUGUGGUGUUAUAAUUAAUUUAAUGACAAAAUAUGAAUGUAUAAACUGUAAGCAGCCCAAAGC
Larimichthys crocea (large yellow croaker) is the source of this 2187-nucleotide messenger RNA. It is a transcript of the gene rft1, whose product is annotated as RFT1 homolog. Gene Ontology annotation, cellular component: endoplasmic reticulum membrane. NCBI's taxonomy places the organism in Eukaryota, Metazoa, Chordata, Actinopteri, Sciaenidae. The record is from RefSeq and is a predicted model, not a curated record. The coding region runs from base 249 to 1874 and encodes 541 amino acids. The transcript has 10 exons. Gene Ontology annotation, biological process: dolichol-linked oligosaccharide biosynthetic process; glycolipid translocation.